Messenger RNA from Linum trigynum, 3121 nucleotides. NCBI's taxonomy places the organism in Eukaryota, Viridiplantae, Streptophyta, Magnoliopsida, Malpighiales, Linaceae. The record is from the annotation of a GenBank genome assembly.
UGUACCAUAUUAAUUAGGAAUUUUCUCACUAUUAAAUACACAUUAGGAAUUAAAUACACAUUAGGAAUUCUCUCACUAUAUUUGAUUUUUCCUUUUUCAGCAGUCUCCGACCACCUCCAAAAAAUAUACCACUACACUGAUACGGUGUACCACUGUACUGGUAGAUAUACCACUGCACUGAUACGUUGUACCACUGUACUGGUAGAUAUACCACUGCACUAGUAGCGAUAUCAGUGCACUGGUAGCAAUGUCAUAUCUGAGUAUCAGUGCAGUGGUACAAAUACCAAUAAAGUGGUAAUUAAUGUGGUGUAUUUAAUGCUUACUUUGUAUUUAAUAACAGAACAUUUAUUAUAUUUACUUUCAUUAAUACUUGUCAAUAAUUAAUGAAAAAUUGACCAAUUAAAAAGGGGUGUCAAAAAACCAACCCUUAAGGGGGUUAGCAUGCUAACCCGUCCCGUUCUAUGUCCAUCCUACAAGUAAUCAGUAUCUUGAAACUCUCAAACUUACCCUUUUCAGCUUUCUUCGAAAUUACUCAUUUAAUCCAUAAAAAAACUAUUACCAUUUAUAAGUAAUUAUUAAGAUCAUCAGUGGGACAUAAGUGUGUGUAUUAUUAAUAUUAGGGUUAAUACCCUAGUUUGGCCCGAAGUUUAGCGUUAGUGACAGUUCUAGCCCCAUUUUUCAAAUAAGACAUUUAUGGCCUACUUUUGAAACUAUUUGACAAAUUUGGCCUAAAAUUUUCUUUGACCGUUAAUAUUAACGGUCAAACACUAUUCUGUUAGUGAUUCAGCAAAAAACCACUAAUGUGGCAUGCCACGUCAUUAAAACAUAUUAUUUUAAUUUUAUAUUUCAAUUAAAAUAAAAAAUCCUCUUAUGAACCCAAAAUCCCCAAAUUCAAACCCUAAAAUCCUAAAAUCCCCAAAGAUGGAUCCGCUCCACUUCCUCCUCUCUGUUUCGGUCUAAAUCCACUUCAUUCUUCUCGAAUUCAAAAAAAAUCACCAUGCUUCUCCAUCUCCAGUCCCUCCGCUACAUCAUCCGGAGGCUGCGAUGUGCUCCGCCGAGAACAAAAUCGAAGCUCCAGACUCCAGGUGGAGUAAACGGUCGAUCCUCCCCUGCCACCCCGACGGCGGUUCCGACCCACAAAGUCAUCAUCCAUGACCGGAUCCAGCUUCUCCACAACGAUCCCUCUCUCCCCUUCGCCGCUUCCUCCACCCGCCGCCGUCGACAACAAAGAGAAACUAUUCUCAUCAGCUGUCGUUGAUGUACCGCCCCUUUGGGAACCCCGCCUCUUCUAACGAAAUUUCUAUUUUUUGCAGGAUCAAUAUACAUAGCACACAGCGGAACCGCCGGCGAGACUAAGAGCUCGAGUGAGAGAGCGCCAGCCUAAUGUCGCCGGUAGAUGCGCAUGCGCCCCUAGGCAAGGAGAGGAGAGCUGUAGGCAUUCGUUACACCCGUCCACCCAGGAUUGAAAGAAUCCAUAUCUAAUUACCGAGGGGAAAAAGAAUCUAGAUCUGGUGGUGACGCACGUUCCCCUGACGAGCUUCCUUCUCGAGAUUCCGUCUGAUCCGCCGUGGCCAGUAUUGGUUCUUGCUUCGGUUGCUUCGCCGGUGGAGAGGAAGAAUGGUGGUUAAGAGUCUCUUCGUACUCAGUCUGGCUGGUGGUUUAGAGCCCCGAUUCUGCAACGACGGCGGCAGAUGCUUCAGACUUUGGAGUCUCUUCGUUUCUGGGGGGCGAUGAUUCAGCCUCCGGUUGCUUACGCUAGAGGAGAGGAAGAAGGGGAUGAACCAGUCGGGACGGAGGCGGCGGGAGGAAGAGAUGAGGGUCGGAGGUUUGGGGAUUUUGGGUUUUUAUUUUUUAUUAUUAAUUGGUGGACAAAAUUAAAAAUUUAUUAUUAUUUAAUGACAUGUCACCUUACAUAAACCACAUCAGCAGUUUUUUGCUGAGUCACUAACGGAAUAAGUAUUUGACCGUUAAUAUUAACGGUCAAUAUAAGUUUCGGGCCAAAUCUGUCUAUUAAUUUUAAAAGUAGGCUGUAAAUGUCUUAUAAGAAAAAUGGAGCCAGAACUGUCACUUAUGCUAAACUUCGGGCCAAAUUAGGAUAUUAACCCUUAAUAUUAUUUAAACAUGCCUAUAGUUUGACCAAAUUCCAUUCAUUGCAACUUUAUUUAACGAGAUCGAGAGAAAGAAUUUUCCCGUCAAAAGCAACCGAGCAUCUCCAUUGCUAGCUACUCCAUUUUAUACUAUUAUUAAGUUUUAAUUUUAAAGCCAACAAAUGUCACAACACAAAUAGUCAAAAAUAGGAUAUGGGCAUGUGGAAAAUGCAUGUAGGCCACAAACAGCUAGCUAAGUUUCGUUACGUAUUCAUUUGACUACUAAAAUACACCCUGGAAUAUAGUCUAAUGAUACCACCAAUUGGGAACUAAGGAAUGGGAUUAGGUGCUAACCCUGAUAGGAGUUAGCACCGUGAUAACUAGAAAAAACGCUACUAAAAAUAACGAAAUCACUAUGGAUUAUUAUAAAAUCAAUAUAACGCUACUAAAAAUAACGAAAUCACUACUGAUUAUUAUAAAAUCAAUACAACAUCUAAGCUAAAUCAUUACUAAUUCAAACUAGUAGUAGUUUUUCCCUUGGUUAGGACGGUGCUAAUUAUUGUACAAUUAGCACCGUAGCCGUUCCCGGGAACUAAUGAUUGCAUCUGUAAUUAACUUGUACAUUAUUAUUCAAUUACUAGUUCGACCAAAAGUAAAGCAAAGAAAUGAUGAACUAUACGGUAUGCACAUAACUACUAGUAUAUUCCGUUAAUCAGAAAUUAUAUUUUGCCACCAAUAAUUAGCAGCUCUUUCAUGGUAGAAGAAUGAAUGAUCUUAUUUGUAAAUACUAUAAUCUUUUCGAUGACCUGUACCCAUGUCUUGAAUUAGCUCUCUCGCUAACUACCAAAUCAAGCUGAUGAGGAAUUCUACGAAAAAUGUCCUUACGGUUGGCUGGUUAAAUCGUUAUUGUUCCCAACUUUAUCUUUUUACCUUUCCCUUUUCCUCUUGCUAUAUGUAAAUAAGUAGCAGUGAUGCUUUGUUCGCAAGUAUAUGGAGAUUCUUAAAAUAAAAAAAAAUAAAGUAUAUGGAGAUUC